AUGGCAUCUGCUUCUCCCCUGGAAUUCACCACACACCUAUCUUCCAUUUCGAAAAGAUGCAACAUACUCGUCCCACCGUCUUCACCGUCCAAAAUGAUCAGACGACGAUCUGUGGCUUUCGCCGCGAUUAACGGCACCGCGCAUCGCAAAAUUGCCGAAUGUCUGAGAAUCGCCUAUCAAGGGGCCCCCGGCGCAUACAGCGAAUUCGCUGCGAAAACUGCCUUCCCCGAUUGCACGACCGUCUCCUGUAGGGGCUAUGCCGAUGCGAUCAUGGCGGUUGAGUCUGGCCAGGCCGAUCGAGCCGUCCUUCCCGUCGAGAACACCAUGGGAGGGAACACGGUCCGGAAUUACGAUCUUCUGCUACGCCACGACCUGCGAAUUGUACAGGAGAUAAAUCUCUUCGUCCAUUACUGCCUCCUGGUGAUGCCUGGCGUGAGGAAGGGGGAGCUGAAGCGGGUGAUCAGCCAUCCGAUGGCGCUGGCCCACUGCGGCCGGCACCUGGCCCAGCUCGGACUCGACCGGGAGCCGGUCGAGGACACGGCUGGCGCGGUCGAGCUGCUUUCAUCCCGUCGGAUGCUCGACACCGCCGCAAUUGCCAGCUCACGUGCCGCGCUCCUAUACGGAUUAGACGUCUUAGCCCAGGGCUUGCAGGAUGAGUCGUGGAACGUGACCCGGUUCUUGAUCUUGUCGAAGGAACCGAAACUGCCCCGGACGAGCCCGCUAGGGCUUAAAACGAGUAUGGUCGUCGCCCACCAUGGGGCUACGCUGACAAUCCUUCUGAAGGUCCUCUCUGCUUUCUCUUCUCGCAACAUCAAUCUCACCAAGCUGGAAAUGAAUCCAUCUGUUGACGACGAUACACCUAUCAUGAUACUGGAUGUCCAUGGAAGAGGAUCUCUUAAGGAGUUUCCGAACGUCUUCUAUGUCGAUUUUGAGGGCUCGAUGGACGAUCGGAAGGUACAGGAUGCCAUAGCUGAGGUUUCUGACUUGCCUGUGUUUGUUCGAAUCUUAGGCUCCUAUAUUGCUGAUUCUAAUAUCUAUGAUCUUCAUUAA
Magnolia sinica is the source of this 1050-nucleotide messenger RNA. Its product is annotated as arogenate dehydratase 3-like. Gene Ontology annotation, molecular function: chorismate mutase activity; prephenate dehydratase activity; arogenate dehydratase activity. Gene Ontology annotation, biological process: L-phenylalanine biosynthetic process. The transcript has a single exon. NCBI's taxonomy places the organism in Eukaryota, Viridiplantae, Streptophyta, Magnoliopsida, Magnoliales, Magnoliaceae. Gene Ontology annotation, cellular component: chloroplast; cytoplasm. The coding region runs from base 1 to 1050 and encodes 349 amino acids. The record is from RefSeq and is a predicted model, not a curated record.